AUGAGUUCUUCAGCCACCACCCCGGAGCCUAAUCGGCUGUUUGCUCUCCCAUCUGAGAUUCUUUUCCAAAUUUUGAAAGAGACCACCCAGAAAGAGCAAUACUGGGUAAACAUUCUUACCAGACGUGAAUCUCCCUGCGGGAAAAAGGGUAGGUGUAAUACAUUGGUCUACACAAAAGGUGCAAGUGCUCAAGGUCCCAGGAGCUAUCCCUUCUAUCACGAGUGUAUAUUCAAGCGCCCUGUCGCUGAUGGCAAUAUUGAUAUUAAGGACACUGUCGACAAGAUCUGGGAGCAGGAUCUCCAAGCAAAUCGCCUCAGGAACCAGAUUAAUGUCUAUGAGCGUUCUCUCGACUCUGAUCUCGUGGAUAACGUGAGAUCCCUCUGUCUUCGUAUCGCAAACGAGGACAUCCCGUUUGACGAGUUGGAUCUCAUGUGCCAACGCGUCCCCGUACUUUGCAAAUCCCUCACGGCAGUGCUUUCAACUCCCGAUCCCAUCUAUGGCGAUCCAGACGAAGAACAGAGUCCUGGCGAGAAGCAACCGUUUCCGUCCGAUGAUGUGGUCGAGUGUCAGCGCCUCAAACAUGUUAUGAUUCGUUCUUCUUCGUGGGAAUCUCGUUUUGACUUGACCCAAUGGGUUUUUUGGGACGCGACGAAUCCUUUCCCACGCCAGAUGCCGAUCUCCAGGAAUCAGAUGUACUUCCGCAUGAUGAUAGAUGAGCGAAAGAUUGACGAUGAUAUUACUCUCCUCAAUCAAGAUUGGUCCCUUUUGACCGGUCUCGAGAGUCUCUGUUUUGACCUCAGCACAGAAACUUGGCACAGAUCGCUCAAGAAACUCAGGUGUCUGCUCCUCAACAUGGGCAAGUACCUGAAGCUCAAGACACUUGUUGUUUUCGAUUUCCACAAAGGUACCUUUGAGCAACCCAACAUGAUCGCUUUGCUCAUGAAUUGUCUACAGCCAGGCGGUGAGCUUCAUCUCGUUCUUGCGAUCCCCACGGCUGAUCUCUAUCGCUAA
Messenger RNA from Fusarium venenatum, 1011 nucleotides. RefSeq lists its product as uncharacterized. NCBI's taxonomy places the organism in Eukaryota, Fungi, Ascomycota, Sordariomycetes, Hypocreales, Nectriaceae. The record is from RefSeq and is a predicted model, not a curated record.